Messenger RNA from Blastomyces dermatitidis ER-3, 399 nucleotides. RefSeq lists its product as uncharacterized. The record is from RefSeq and is a predicted model, not a curated record. The coding region runs from base 1 to 399 and encodes 132 amino acids. The transcript has 3 exons. NCBI's taxonomy places the organism in Eukaryota, Fungi, Ascomycota, Eurotiomycetes, Onygenales, Ajellomycetaceae.
AUGGUCAGCAAGCUAGCAGUUGGGCUUUACCUAUCCAGAGGGCAAGAGUUUGCAUCUCGUCCGGAGUUCUUGUUUUUACAAAGUAAUACUCGAAAAAGGCCUGUAUUUUUUGGACCUGAAGACCCCGAUCCAGAACGACCGUCGGCUGAGCACCGGCUCGAUGCACAGUAUCAGGAUUUUUAUUUUGCCAAGGUGCUGCUCGGCGCUGCAGAGAUACCAGAGCCAUCACUGAAGUCUGAAAGGGACCAAACGCCAACUGGCGCGGGGAUGUCGCCCGUGGGCCAAUCUGAUACGGCGGGCACCCUGACCAAUGCAGGCAUACAUGUGUUGGUGCGAGGCUGCACGCAUCAGGUGUCUGGCACCUCAAACACGCCGACCCUUGAUUUAUGUAUAAAGUAA